CAACUUUAACAGGAGAACAGAGAUGUUUUAUCAUCAAACUGCUAUUAUCUUCCUAUAUCAGAAACCACAUGAUCUACAAACCAGAGGUCUAAGUCAGUACCUACAGUUUUCUAUUGUAUUUGUGAUGCUCCGUGUUUUUGUUAUGAUAACUGAUGACUGAUGAAUAAUUAGAUCAUUUUAGUAGCAAAUGUGACAAUGUGUUCUUCCAUUAGGCAGAAUUGUUCCCAUGGCAACUAGGAUACAGCAGCUUGCCCAGCCCAAACCUAACCAUCUCUGUUAUUUAGACCGGCGGUCUGUUUAUUGGCUUGAUAAGCUGCCGCCAGAGAGGACUGGAUCCACCACUAAAAUUGAAUUAACUCCACGUUGGUCAAACUUAUGCAAAAGUAAAAAGUUCUACACUCAAAUCAUAGCUUCUCCUAUAUGGGAGGUGAGUGAGUGGGCUCUAAGGGCGGUACCAUCAAAACGGGUGUGUAAUCUAGCUCAGCCUCGGACCCAUGCAGCUGGCUGGCAGCCAGAUCGCCCGUUGCUAGUCCCUCUCAGCAGAGCGAGUCUGACAGCAGUUGCUUCUUGGCGGAUUUGCCAGCUUGCCCAGGCAAAGAGAAAGCCGGUUCAAGAGGAAUCCAACCGUAGAUCUAAACCCGCACCCGUCGCCCACCUGGCCUCGAAGGCAUCUGCACACAUUGAGCUACUUGCCAGCCCAAAGCAUGAGCACCCCAAGUUUGAAGGAGAGCGCUCAGUUUACUGGCCUGUUUCCAGAGCAUCCAGAAAUUACACAGCCAGCCCAAGGCUUCAUGAAUUGUCCUAUCCCAAAGAAAGAAAAGGUCUGUUUGAGGGAUACAACCCAUACAUCGUUAGCCGGGCAGCCCGCUCUGCCAGCCCCUCUCCUCGGAUAAAGGAACUCUGUUUGCCUCUACCUCGCAAAUGUAGUUCAAAGUAAUGCCAGCUGCAUAUUCCCUGGAGAGAUGUGGAUUGUUCUCAGUAUCCUUAUCAAGAAUGUCAUUAAGAUGAAGGUAAUUUCCACUGAAAUAUUAUGACAAAGGCUUGUUAUUUCCUUUGCCACACAUAAUUGUACACAUGAGUAACACCUAGCAGGAUCCUAAUAUUUAUAUCUUUCUUGAUUUGGCAUGCUUUAAUUAUUUUUUUCUCCUUAAAUUUUUUUUGCAGUAAGUCAAAUAAAGCCUUGACAGAAUAAAACUGGUGCUGAAUAUAAUGUUUGUUCCUGUAUGACUGUUUCCUGACUUCUCUAAUAAAUAAUUGAC
Molecule: messenger RNA, 1259 nt
Organism: Melanotaenia boesemani (Boeseman's rainbowfish)
Lineage: Eukaryota; Metazoa; Chordata; Actinopteri; Atheriniformes; Melanotaeniidae
Gene: spmap2
Product: theg spermatid protein
Exons: 6
Coding region: 227-937 (236 amino acids)
Biological process (GO): spermatogenesis
Source: RefSeq, a predicted model, not a curated record